This is a messenger RNA of Emericellopsis cladophorae, 708 nucleotides long. RefSeq names its product Emopamil-binding protein-like protein. Bases 1 to 708 code for a protein of 235 amino acids. Gene Ontology annotation, biological process: sterol metabolic process. Gene Ontology annotation, cellular component: membrane; endoplasmic reticulum. Gene Ontology annotation, molecular function: cholestenol delta-isomerase activity. The transcript has a single exon. Lineage: Eukaryota; Fungi; Ascomycota; Sordariomycetes; Hypocreales; Bionectriaceae. The record is from RefSeq and is a predicted model, not a curated record.
AUGGCCGACCUACCCCCCGACCUGUUCGACCAGACGACAAUCAUCUCCCUCCUCUCGACACUAGCCAUUGUGCUCGCCGCCUACCUCACCUCGUGCGCCGUGCUGCCGUCGAAAAGCUCGGGACUCGUGCGCUUCUUCUUCAUCUGGCAUCUCGCCGACGCCCUGUGCCACUUUAUCCUCGAGGGCAGCUUCCUCUACCACUGCUUCUUCUCGCACGCGCCCGCCCUCGACGCUGCGGAGGACUGGUUCCCGACGCCCUUCAACUUUCUGGGAUGGGGUGCCGAGCGGGUCUACGGCGCACAGGCCGGUGGUGACAAUCCCUUUGCGCAGCUGUGGAUGGUAUACGCGCGCGCGGACAAGAGGUGGGCUGGCGUCGAUCUCGGUGUCGUGAGCCUGGAGCUGCUCACCGUAUUCUUUGAUGGGCCCUUGGCCCUGUACAUUUGCUACUGCCUCGCCAGGAAGGAUCCCAGAGCCAGCAUCUGGAUGAUCGUCCUGGCUACCUGCGAGUUGUACGGCGGCUUCAUGACGUUCUGCCCGGAGUGGUUGAUUGGCAGCCUCAACUUGGACACGAGCAACUUUAUGUAUAUGUGGGUGUACUUGGUCUUCUUCAACACGCUUUGGGUAUGGAUCCCACUUUACAUUAUCUACUGGGCGGUGGGAGAUAUUUCUGGGGCGUUGAGUGCACGCCAGGCGAAGAAGGACGUAUAG